Molecule: messenger RNA, 632 nt
Organism: Medioppia subpectinata
Lineage: Eukaryota; Metazoa; Arthropoda; Arachnida; Sarcoptiformes; Oppiidae
Source: the annotation of a GenBank genome assembly
AUACAAUUUGUCAUUAAUUCCUUUCAUUGAGAAACACAUCAUUCAAUCAAAUCAUUCGUUUCCUUCAUAUAAAAGCCAUUUUUGAUUUUAAAAUCAGUCAUAUUGUGAGUGACAUUUGAGGCCUAAACAAAUUGUAUACCAAUUAACUCAUUCAAAACCAAAUACUGGAUAAGAGGACAAUGUCGGGCCCACCGCCGCCUUAUAACCCAAACGCAGGGCCGUACUAUCAACCGGGAGGGGCAGUGCCAGUGCAAGGCCCGCAAUACAACCAAGCUGGUUGGAAUCCGCCACCGGGACAGUACCAGGGCGGCCAACCCGGCCAACCAUACCAGCCUCAGCCAUAUCAGGGUCAGCCCUAUACCCAACAGCCGUAUUCACAACAACCGCAACAAACGAUUAUAAUUCACGAACAAAGCCAACAGCGAAGAGAAGGCAUUUCCGACGAACAGUGUUGUUGUAUAGCCUUAUUGGGCGCCUGUUGUCUGGCCUGUUGUCUCGCCGACUAGUGAUGUCCGCAAUCUAUUUAUUAUACAAAGUAUUACUCAAACCAAAUAUUAUCUAAUUUAAUGAUUUUUCUGUCAUUAUUUGUUUUCUUUAAUGCGUUUAAAUAAAAAUUUUUUUUUCAAUUUCAA